This is a messenger RNA of Clonostachys byssicola, 528 nucleotides long. Lineage: Eukaryota; Fungi; Ascomycota; Sordariomycetes; Hypocreales; Bionectriaceae. The record is from the annotation of a GenBank genome assembly.
AUGGCUACUAAUCAGUUCCCUUCCCUCGAGCCAGCAUUCACGGUGCGCUUGUACCCUGGCAAAGAUUAUAACAUAGGAGGCAUCCUCAGCGGCGAAAUGCUUAGCGCUUUUCUAAACUUUUUGCUUCGACAAAAGCCAGUUACAUCUGGUAAAGUCACUAGCGAGCCCGGAUUCGAAAUUCCGCUUGACGCUGAGGUAGUCAUGGGGUCGGAUAUGGCACGUACCGCACCAACACAAACUCACACGCGCAUAGAUGUGAAUGCGAUUUUGAGAAACAGUGACGGUGCCCUGGUGAGCUACAAGUAUACGGGAGUGGUUGAAGUGGACGAGGCACUGGCCGCCAUUCUGGCCGGAGAUCCAGAAGCCAAAUCCACAUCCUUUGGCAAGGCAUUGUCCCACGUUACGUUUGAAACCGGAUCAGAGUCCCUGAAGGAACUGAGAACAAGUCUCUUCGUGGGUAGUGCUAGAUUUCUCAUCGAGGACGGAGUCUUCUCGAUUGAAACCAAGGUCAGUCGGGUCAAAGGGUAG